AUGAACACUUUGCCUAAAUUACUCUACACUCUUCAGGUGCUGCCAAUACAGAUUAUGGACUCUUGGUUCAGAUCCAUUCAGCUCCUUAUACGACAGUUCGAAUGGAAAAAUGAAUUUAUAAAUUGGGACCCAGAAUCAUAUUGUUCUAUUAAGAGCGUGUUUCUGACAGGUGAUAACUUUUGGAAACCAGACCUGUAUAUCAACGAGAUGACUGAUAACAACAAUAAGCCACCUGUUAUUGCUUACUACAAUCUUGAUUCCACUGGAGAAGUCAUAUAUUCAGUACCAAUGCAAAUUGUUAGUUCCUGUGCACUAAACAUCUUCAUGUUCCCUUUUGACACCCAAACAUGCAAACUGACUUUUGGUUCAUAUAACUACCCAGCUUCAGAUAUUAUCAUGUUUUCAAGAGCCGAUUCAUGGCAGGUGUUCGAUAAUACCCUAGAAUUUUAUGUCACAAAGGGAGAUUGGUCCCUGUUAAAUAUGGUAGUGGUGAAUGAUUCUACAACCAUUGGAGGAAAAGUUUACAGCACAGUUCACUUUGAGGGAUCUUUACUGUGUACCCAGUGUUCUCUGCCUUCACAGGCCAGUGCUAUGCAUGAACCUGAGUGGAACUCGUCUGACUCUGAGACUAACUUACUGGAGUUGGAUGAGGCAGAGCUGGAGGUGGACGAGGAUAAUUCCCUGUCCCCUGGAGUUGAUGCCCUAAUUUAUGCCAUUAGGGAGGUCCUUAACAUACAAGAUAAGGAGGCAGAACCAGAAAAUUAA
Messenger RNA from Pseudophryne corroboree (corroboree frog), 765 nucleotides. RefSeq names its product 5-hydroxytryptamine receptor 3C-like. The transcript has 6 exons. Gene Ontology annotation, cellular component: plasma membrane; synapse; neuron projection. Bases 1 to 765 code for a protein of 254 amino acids. Gene Ontology annotation, biological process: monoatomic ion transmembrane transport; chemical synaptic transmission; nervous system process. Gene Ontology annotation, molecular function: transmembrane signaling receptor activity; acetylcholine-gated monoatomic cation-selective channel activity. NCBI's taxonomy places the organism in Eukaryota, Metazoa, Chordata, Amphibia, Anura, Myobatrachidae. The record is from RefSeq and is a predicted model, not a curated record.